CCAUGGAGUGCAAUUUUUGCACUUGAUCGCUGUGGUUCUUCCGUUAUUCAUAUAAAUUCCAAUGGAACAUUCAAUGACAAUUAACUUUAAAUUCCGUUUCUGGACAGAUAUUUUCAAAACAUCAACGCUUCGAUAGUAUUUCCGGCGGAUAGGGAGCUAUUCUCAUUGGUUGGGAUUUUCCCCAGAUUCGUGCACGAAUGUACAUACUGCUGUAAAUACUGCAUAUAUAAAUGGCUCUUUAAAUAUUUUUCAUAUUAAACGAAAGACCUGUUCGAACAGUUUAGAAAACUAUUCUUUUAUUUUUUCAAUGAUAAAAAUAACAUAGAUCCGCUGAAAUAGUGAAAAUUAUCAACCGAGAUUGUCGAAGUAUUAUGAAUUGCUGGUUUAUCACAUAUAGUCUUUCACACUUGAUCGAGCAGAAGGUGUGAAAUAGAUACCGCAAACCUAAGGGUACAUGUGACUGUUCGAUAAAGUAUAAAUUGUCAGUGUGAUAUACUCGUUUAAAGAAGAAGAUAUAAUUGAAGAUGUUUAAAAGGUGUAUAAAUCUAUGUCUAUCGCCGAAUAUGCAAUCAAGGUACCAAAGUAUAUUAUCGAAAGCGAAGGCGAAGGAAAGAAGAAACCUGCUGUUCGAAGAAGAGGCGAAAAGACAAAGAAAAGCCAUAGGAAGGAUAGAAAAAAUAGAAGUGAAAUAUCAAUCUCCGGUGGAGGAAGUUACCCUAGUAAUGAACAAAUAUAUAUCUACUCCUGCAGAUUGCGCCAAACACAUUUCGGAGGGUGCGUCCAAAGUAUCGGCUCUGGCUAUGGUGAACGGAACACCGUGGGAUAUGCAGAGGCCUUUAACGUCGGAUUGUGAACUGAAAUUUUUAAAUUUACUCAGCCCAGAAAAUAGAGUAGUGAACACGGCCUUUUGGAGAACUUGUUCGUUCUUGCUGGGUGCCGUUAUAGAUUCUUCGUUCAAAUCGGACGUAAAAGUUUAUCUGUACAGUUUCCCGGUGCCUGUCAUAAAAUUAGGUAGCUUCAUAUACGACGUGUACGUAGAAUUUCCUGAUUGGAAGCCGACAGAUCAGGAAAUGCGCGCUUUAUCCGCUCAGUACGUUAGGUUAUCGAACGAAGAAUUACCCAUCGAAAGGAUAGUAACUACGGAAAGCGUCGCGAUCGAUAUGUUUCGCGAUAAUCCUUUGAAAUUGGAACAGAUACCAGAAAUAGCCAAGUCGAACAACAAGAAAGUAACGUUGUACAGAGUCGGACAACACAUAGACAUCAGUAAAGGGCCAAUGAUAGGCAAUACAUCGUUGAUAGGGCGUUGCACGAUCGCUGCCGUUCAUAAAUUACCGAAUAAGGAGAAUCUGUACAGAUUCCAAGGCAUAGCUCUCCCGAAGGGAAUUCGUUUGAAUCAGUACGCAUACGGUAUAUUAGAAAAGCGGGCUAAAAAAUUGAAUACGAUAACGUUGCCGUAUUUGUCGAGCGAAAACGAGGACGAGGAUAUCGCGGAAAUAUCCGCGAAGAAUUAACAGUUGGACGUCUCUAAAACGUCUCUAAUAGUAUAAAAUAAAACUACGUACUCUGUAUGUUUUUAUUUUGUAAUUCUUCGAUACCUGUAUAUAAAAACCAAGCGAAAUAGCAAUGGUCGCUAACCUA
Megachile rotundata (alfalfa leafcutting bee) is the source of this 1638-nucleotide messenger RNA. It is a transcript of the gene mRpL39, whose product is annotated as mitochondrial ribosomal protein L39. Gene Ontology annotation, biological process: threonyl-tRNA aminoacylation. Gene Ontology annotation, cellular component: mitochondrion. Gene Ontology annotation, molecular function: threonine-tRNA ligase activity; nucleotide binding. The record is from RefSeq and is a predicted model, not a curated record. Lineage: Eukaryota; Metazoa; Arthropoda; Insecta; Hymenoptera; Megachilidae.